UCCCCGGGGAAGCCCGGGGCGGGCGGAGCGGGGACUCGGCGGACUGGCUGGCGGAGAAGGAGGCGGAGGCGGCGGCUGGAGGCGGAGACGAGGGCGCCCGGCUUCGGGCACACGGCGGGGCGCGUCCGGGGCACGUUCCAGGGUGCGCGGGGCAUGAAGCCCGCGGCGCCGGAGACGCGGCCACCCCCGCGCUCGCCCGGGCUCCGCUGGGCGCUGCUGCCGCUGCUGCCGCUGCUGCUGUUGCUACGCCCGGGCCAGGUCCUGUGCACAGGUGCAAGUGCGGCUUUGAGCACUGUACUUGACAUUGCUGAAGUUUCCAGCCCUACCAGUGUGGAAUUAACAUGGAAGCACAACGAUUCAGCGGCUUCAGAGUACACUUACAGAAUAGAGAGUACGAUGGAAAAGAAUCUGACGUUUACUACUGAUAAAAACCAAACGUCAAAUAACAUUACAGGCUUGCGUCCAGCUACUUUCUAUACGUUCUCCAUCACUCCAAUAGGAGCCAAUCAGACCUUCGGAGACCCCACAGACAAAAAUGUCACAACAGAACCUUUGCCGGUGACUGAUCUCCGAGUUGCCUUCAUGGGUGUGACGCAGGUCCUUCUCACCUGGAGCAACACAAAUGGCUCUGCCUCCUACCGCAUGCUUCUUGAAAGCUUUGGAAACUCCCCAGAGCUGACUCCACAUUUACCCAUCAACUUUUCAGUCCUGACGCUGGGGGCCCCGAGUGUCUGUUCUUUCCCAGAGUCAAAGGAGACACAGAAUGGCUCAAUGCUUACAGAAGAUACCAGUGGUAGCAAGAGAAACCCAGUGGCCAGCCUAUGCCAACUCCACAGGCACUUCUUCAACUACGUAGACCCAGCUUCUGUCCUAGAGGUCUUGCUCACUGGGCUAAAGCCGGAUACUGACUACAGUGCUGUUGUUUAUUCUCAAGCAGCAGACGGCACAGAAGGACAGCCUGGGAAUAAAGAAGUGUUUACAACAAAUUCCAGCCAGGUUUUUGACAUCAGAGCUGUGAACAUCAGUGCCACAAACAUGAGCCUGACCUGGAAGAUCAAGUAUAAUGAUGGGCCAUCUUUUCCCUACACCUACAAGAUACAUGUGGCUGGGGGGACUAAUUCUAUCAAUCAAACUGUCAAUAAGACCGAGGCUGUCAUCCAUGGACUCAGCUCGAGCACCUUAUACAACAUCACAGUGCUUCCUUUCUUGGGUCACAUCGAGGGCACACCAGGCUUCCUCCACGUAUAUACUUCCCCUGGUCCGGUUUCUGACUUCCAAGUGACAAAUGUCAGCACAAGGGGAAUUGGUUUGACUUGGAAAAGCAAAGACUCACAGUCAUUUAGGAUCCUUACCAUGCAGAAGGGAAGUGAGAAGACUAAAAAUUAUACAACUGGAAGUCAGAGCUUUACCAUCGAAGAAUUAGAGCCUGGAACCACUUAUCAUUUUGAAAUAUUUCCACGAGGACCAGAUGGGACUGAAGGGCCGUCCAGAACAGUUGAUGGCAGAACUGACCGCAGUGCUGUGAUCGACAUCCAAGUGGUCAGCAUUGGCACCACUGAGAUGCAGCUAAAGUGGGGAAACACAGACCAUGCUUCUGGGUACCGCUACCACUGCCACACAGUUCUGGUGUCUGAGCACAGCCCCCACAAGACCAACAAGACAACCGUUUCUCAGGAAGCUGUCACACUGAAGGGCCUCACCCCAGGCACCUUAUAUAAUGUCACAAUCUUUCCAGAAUUGGGCCACGUCCAAGGUGACCCCAGCUCCAUUGUCCAGUACACACGGCCCAGCAGUGUGUCUGGCAUUGAAGUAAGCACCAACACCACUGUGGCAGUCGUCUGGUGGAAGUCUUUGGACCCGGCCCCUCCUGAGUUUUCCUACUGCCUUGUCUUGAAGGCUGGAGAUGGCAGCAAUGUGACUAAGAGGGUCAUAGACACUGGAAUCACUCCUGUGACAAUCGCUGACUUAAUCCCUGGCUCUUCUUACAAAGUGGAGAUCUUUGCAAAAGUUGGGAAUGUUACAGCAUCACCUGGCUGGAAGUUUUUCUGUAUGGAGCCUGCACCGGUGGCCUUCUUAUACUGUGAGAUGGUCCCUAAGGAGCCAUUUCUGGUCCUGAAGUGGCCCUGUCCCCCUGGCGUGAAUACAGGCUUCGAGCUAGGGGUCAGGAAUGACACUUGGAACUAUAUGACACACCUGGAAAACUGCACUUCAGAGAAUGACACAGAAUGCAAGAAAAAAGUACCAGAUUUGACGUUUUCUACCUCGUACAACAUUAGCAUCGUCACCUUGUCCUAUGAAAGGACGGCACGCCCCACCCAGAGCACCUGCACCACCAGCAUCACAGACCCACCUCCUCCAGAUGAAUCCCCUAAUAUUACGUCUGUCAGUCACAAUUCAGUAAAAGUUAAGUUCAGUGGUUUUGACGCCAGCCAUGGACCUAUCAAAGCCUAUGCCGUCAUUCUCACCACUGGGGAAGCUGGCCAGCCUUCUGCAGAUGUUUUGAAGUACACAUAUGGAGAUUUCAAAAAGGGGGCCUCGGAUACUUAUGUGACAUACCUCAUAAGAGUAGAAGAGAAGGCACGCUCUCUGGGCUUGUCUGAUGUCCUGAAAUAUGAAAUCAAUGUGGGGGACCAAUCCACCACCUUUGGCUAUUACAACGGGAGGCUGGAGCCUCUGGGCUCCUACCGGGUGUGUGUUGCUGGCUUCACCAAUAUUACUUACAACCUUCAGAAUGGUGGACUCAUCAAUGGGAAUGAGAGCUAUGUUUCUUUCAGUCAGUAUUCGGAUGCUGUGUUCCUGCCUCAAGAUCCAGGUGUCAUCUGUGGAGCAGUGUUCGGAUGCAUCUUUGGGGCCCUGGCCAUUGUGGCUGUGGGAGGCUUCAUCUUCUGGAGAAAGAAAAGGAAAGAUGCCAAGAAUAAUGAAGUGUCUUUUUCUCAAAUUAAACCUAAAAAAUCCAAGUUAAUUCGAGUGGAGAAUUUUGAGGCCUACUUUAAGAAACAGCAAGCUGACUCCAACUGUGGAUUUGCAGAGGAAUACGAGGAUCUGAAGCUGAUUGGAAUAAGUCUACCUAAAUAUACAGCUGAAGUAGCUGAGAACAGGGGGAAGAACCGCUAUAACAAUGUCCUGCCUUAUGAUAUUUCUCGAGUCAAACUUUCAGUCCAGACCCAUUCAGCGGAUGACUACAUCAAUGCCAACUAUAUGCCUGGCUAUCAUUCCAAGAAAGAUUUCAUUGCCACACAAGGACCUUUACCCAACACUUUGAAAGAUUUUUGGCGUAUGGUUUGGGAGAAAAACGUAUAUGCCAUUGUUAUGUUGACUAAAUGCGUGGAACAGGGAAGGACCAAAUGUGAGGAAUACUGGCCUUCCAAGCAGGCUCAGGACUAUGGGGACAUAACUGUGGCAAUGACCUCAGAGGUUGUUCUUCCAGAAUGGACCGUCAGAGAUUUCGUGGUGAAAAAUAUGCAGACAAGCGAGAGUCAUCCUCUGCGGCAAUUCCACUUCACCUCCUGGCCUGACCAUGGUGUCCCUGACACCACCGACCUGCUCAUCAACUUUCGUUACUUGGUCCGAGACUACACGAAGCAGAUACCUCCGGAAUCACCAGUCCUGGUGCAUUGCAGUGCUGGGGUCGGAAGGACGGGCACGUUCAUUGCUAUCGAUCGUCUGAUCUAUCAGAUAGAGAAUGAGAACACCGUGGAUGUGUACGGUAUUGUCUAUGAUCUUCGGAUGCACAGGCCUCUGAUGGUACAGACAGAGGACCAGUAUGUGUUCCUCAAUCAGUGUGUUUUGGAUAUUAUCAGAGCCCAGAAAGACUCAAAAGUUGAUCUCAUCUAUCAGAACACCACCGCAAUGACAAUCUACGAAAACCUUGAGCCAGUGAGCAUGUUUGGAAAGACUAACGGUUACAUCGCCUAGUUCCAAAGCAAACCCUUUCUGGAGUUAACCAGACCGUCACACCCACAGUGAAGGAGAAUGCCCUGAUGCGGACAUGUGUUUAUAUGUCUCAUUUCUCAGUUCUUUGUUCUGUUCUGUUAGAACUAACUACCUUGGAGGGCAUGAGGCUGUGCGCGUAAAACAAGGCAGACAGGGAGUUGGGGCUGCCAGGGGCUGUGCACAGGUGGGGACAGGGUGGACAGGUGUGGACAGGCUGUGCACAGGUGGGGACAGGGUGGACAGGUGUGGACAGGUGUGGACAGGCUGUGCACAGGUGUGGACAGGCUGUGCACAGGUGGGGUAUCAAUCAGCUGCAUCCUGAUUACCCAUGGGUUGGGAUGACUUUUUUUUUUUUCCCUUGAGAAUUGUGGAAAAACCAGGAAAAGUGAGCUACGAUUUUAUUUUUCUUUUCCAAACAGACAGGUUUGUUUUCUCCCUCUCUCUCUCUCUCUCUCUCUCUCUCUCUCUCUCUCUCUCUCUCUCUCUCUCUCUCUCUCUCUCUCUCUCUCUUUUAGGGCUUUUCUAUGAUUCACAUGCUAAAGCCGGGAUUAUGUUGGGUUGGAUAUAUUUUAAGUAUCAGAGGUCUAUUUUUACCUACUGUAUCCUGGAAUCUAGCUGAUGGAAGUACAUAACUGUGGGUGUUUAUCAUGCAGGGAGGGGCACGCGGUGCCUUUUCUGCAUGGGUUUCUAUUUGAACAUGUGCCUUUUUUGAAUUAUGCUUCCACAGGCAAAACUCAGUAGAUAUCUCUAUUUUUAUAUUGAAUCUCAUCAUUGGAGUAUACAGAAUAUUUAAAUGGUAACUUAGUAUCAGAGGUUUGCCUUCUCGGUAACAUUCCUGUUCUCGUUUGAUUAGAGGAGGCUUUCUCUGUGACCCAUUUUUUGCAUAGAUUUGUGCUCCAUUGAUUUUCUUUCUUUCCCUCCCAGUUUUCCUCAAAGACUUCUCUUGGUGACAUUUUCAUCCCAUUGCUUGGUUGAGAAUAGAAAUUUAAAAUAUCACCACGAUACUCUCGGUGGGGUGGGGUGGGGUGGGGUGGGGUGGGAGAAAGAGAGAAAUUGUCAUACCAUGGCAUACACCCCUUCCCAUUCUGUCUUCUACUUUCUCUCAUUUGUCUUUGGUAAGAAGGAUUAUUUAAAGGUGCAAUAUGUGACUUAGUGGUUCACGAUGCUCUGGGUUUUUAGUAAUGUUUUACUCAGGUUGGCAUUUUACGUGUGUCUCUGUGUGUGUGUGUGUGUGUGUGUGUGUGUGUGUGUGUGUGUUUUAUAGCAUGGUGACCUGUGAACAUUUCAGUGUGAACUCAGAUUAACCCCUUUUCCCCCUGAAGUCCACUGGCUUUAGACUCUGUCUGCAGUGACACACAUCAUAUCUGCUGUAUAUAUAAAUACUAAACUCCUACACCAGUCAUUCCUAUGAACUGAGGUGUACAAAGUUUGAUUUGUAUCAAAGAUGUAAUUAUUAUUUUUAAAACCUCUUUUCACUACACUGCUGCUGUAAUUACUUUGAGUUUUAAAGAAAAUGUAGAUUUUUUUUGCUUCAGGUGUGUAUUCACCAAGAAUUUUAGGAUUUAUGAGGAUUAUUUUAUUGGUACAUAAUCUGUAAACUUCUCAAGGCAUUAACAUGA
Messenger RNA from Arvicola amphibius (Eurasian water vole), 5552 nucleotides. It is a transcript of the gene Ptprj, whose product is annotated as protein tyrosine phosphatase receptor type J. Bases 154 to 3915 code for a protein of 1253 amino acids. Gene Ontology annotation, molecular function: protein tyrosine phosphatase activity; cadherin binding. NCBI's taxonomy places the organism in Eukaryota, Metazoa, Chordata, Mammalia, Rodentia, Cricetidae. The record is from RefSeq and is a predicted model, not a curated record. The transcript is spliced from 24 exons. Gene Ontology annotation, biological process: protein dephosphorylation; angiogenesis.